CGGCGCCAUAUUAAAUUUGAACCAAGCAAGCUUUGAGCCGGUCAGUAGUGUUUUCGACGUUGGUGUUGAUCGUUUGGGAGAAAUAAGUAAAAAAAACUUCAAAUACACCAAACAAAAUGAGUACAAAGGAAAACAAAGAAGUUGCAGUUGAAAAACUGGAAAAUGACAAGGGUGCCGAUGCGAAAUGUGAAUUAAAGGGAACGAAAAGAGCAGCUGAGGACAAAACGGACGAUGCCAAAAAAGCGAAAAAAGAGGAAAAUGGUGCUAAUUCGGAAGGCGAGGAAUUAGAUGAAGAGGAGGAAGAAGUCCUUGAGGAGGAGGACACGGGGGAGGAAGAAAUUCCUGAAGGCGAAGACGAGGAAAUUGAAGGUGAAGAAGAUGACGAGGAAGAUGUAGAAGGUGAAGAAGGGGUAGAUGAAGAGGAGGACGAUGCAUAAUAGAGCAGGGACGCCGUCUGCCCUGUGAAAAUGAUAUGUGACGGACAAUCUCAGUGCAAAUUCAAGAGUUACUUUGUGGCCAAGCAACUCUUAGUUUUUCAUAUUAAUUUUUUCCGUUUGAAGUAAAUUGUGUGCCUCAAGAGUCGGUUUCAUCAUUGCAUUAUGGUAUGUCACACCCCCAUCACGUCAGAAUGAAUUUUCUUCAGCCGGAUUAUGAACACACUUUUUUGUCUACCAUUCAACUGUACAUCUUGCCACAAAUUAGCUCCAAAUCUGCUGCUGGUUUACAGUGACCGUGCGAUGUGUGAACGCUAGCCGCGGUACCUGACUCUUCUAACUUAUUACUUAACUAUCCUCCCUUCGAUUUGUAAAAAUGUCCAUUUUAUGUAAAUGAUAGAUAUAAAUUUAGUUUAAGUUUUGUUUUCUUUCGUCAGACAGUCUCUUUGUUUUUGUACAAAAUCAGUUUUUUUGAUUUUUCUUUCAUUUUCCAACAUUUCACAUUUUAUUUUUUAUAACGGAGAAAAUUGGGUUUGUUGCUAUUGUGUAAUGAGAUCAGUGUGACAGGAGUAUCGAUGAAGGGCAAUAAAGUUUAAAACAUUAGUAGGCUAAAGUUUUAGGAAUUAGUCUAAAGUCAAUGAUUUUUUUUAGAUACUUGUGAGUUCUUAUAAGUAUAAGUCAUGUAACUGGUUACAUUUUGGAUGUUUGUGUUUCUUUUUUUUAAAUGGCGGUGUUUGUAAUGCAUUAUAUUUUUAAAGUCACUGCCAAAUGUUUGUCGAAUUAUACAGAAAACUCUACAGAUGAGCGAAUUACACAUUCGAUGGUCGCGUUUUAUUAGUCCGAUAUCUUUUUAGUAAUUUUUUCUUUCGCUUAAUGCCUGUCUAUUUUUGAAGUCUGUCGUCGCGCCGUUAUCCGCUGUGUUCAUGUCGACAGGAAUUUGGUGCAAAGUGUUGAUAGCUAGCAGAGUUUUUCGUAUAAUUGUGUUGUCAUUUGGAUUCAACCUCAUUCCAACCCAUGAUUUUUUUCGACAACUAUUAAUUGGACAAUUGCGCGUCGAUUCAAUAUAUUUUUAAUAAGAAAAAUGUUUCACUAAAAAAUUUGUCUAAUUAACGUUCGGUAAUUUGUAACUCUAUGGUGUAUGAUUUUUUGAAUGAUAAACAAUGGAUACAAAUUGUUUCAUAA
Molecule: messenger RNA, 1616 nt
Organism: Cylas formicarius (sweet potato weevil)
Lineage: Eukaryota; Metazoa; Arthropoda; Insecta; Coleoptera; Brentidae
Exons: 3
Coding region: 117-437 (106 amino acids)
Source: RefSeq, a predicted model, not a curated record